Molecule: messenger RNA, 3540 nt
Organism: Cynocephalus volans (Philippine flying lemur)
Lineage: Eukaryota; Metazoa; Chordata; Mammalia; Dermoptera; Cynocephalidae
Gene: PLCB2
Product: phospholipase C beta 2
Exons: 32
Coding region: 1-3540 (1179 amino acids)
Biological process (GO): release of sequestered calcium ion into cytosol; lipid catabolic process; phosphatidylinositol-mediated signaling
Molecular function (GO): phosphatidylinositol-4,5-bisphosphate phospholipase C activity; calcium ion binding
Source: RefSeq, a predicted model, not a curated record
AUGUCUCUGCUCAACCCUGUCCUGCUGCCCCCCAAGGUGAAGGCCUAUCUGAGCCAAGGCGAGCGGUUCAUCAAAUGGGAUGAUGAAACUACAAUAGCCUCUCCGGUUAUCCUCCGUGUGGACCCCAAGGGCUAUUAUUUAUACUGGACAUAUCAGAGUAAGGAGAUGGAGUUUCUGGAUAUCACCAGCAUCCGGGACACCCGCUUUGGGAAGUUUGCCAAGAUACCCAAGAGCCAGAAGCUCCGGGAUGUCUUCAACUUGGACUUUCCUGACAACAACUUCCUGCUGAAGACACUCACGGUGGUGUCUGGACCUGACAUGGUGGACCUCACCUUCCACAACUUUGUCUCCUACAAGGAGAACGUGGGCAAGGACUGGGCUCAGGAUAUACUGGCCCUGGUUAAGCACCCGCUGACGGCCAAUGCCCCCCGCUGCACCUUCCUGGACAAAAUCCUGGUGAAGCUCCAGAUGCAGCUCAACCCUGAAGGGAAGAUUCCUGUGAAGAACUUUUUUCAGAUGUUUCCUGCUGACCGCAAGCGCGUGGAAGCUGCUCUCAGUGCCUGCCAUCUCGCAAAAGGCAAGAAUGAUGCCAUCAAUCCUGAGGACUUCCCAGAAUCUGUCUACAAGAGUUUCCUCAUGAGCCUCUGCCCUCGGCCGGAAAUAGAUGAGAUCUUCACUUCCUACCACGCUAAGGCCAAACCGUACAUGACGAAGGAGCACCUGACCAAAUUCAUCAACCAGAAACAGCGGGACUCACGGCUCAACUCACUGCUGUUCCCGCCAGCACGGCCUGACCAGGUGCAGGGACUCAUCGACAAGUAUGAGCCCAGUGGCAUCAACGUGCAGAGGGGCCAGCUGUCACCCGAGGGCAUGGUCUGGUUUCUCUGUGGGCCAGAGAACAGCGUGCUGGCCCAGGAGAAGCUGCUGCUCCACCACGACAUGACGCAGCCACUCAAUCACUACUUCAUCAACUCCUCACACAACACCUACCUGACAGCUGGCCAGUUCUCAGGCCUUUCCUCGGCUGAGAUGUACCGCCAGGCGCUGCUGGCUGGCUGCCGUUGCGUGGAGCUAGACUGCUGGAAGGGGAAGCCCCCUGACGAGGAGCCCAUCAUCACCCAUGGCUUCACCAUGACCACGGACAUCUUCUUCAAGGAAGCAAUUGAAGCUAUUGCAGAAAGUGCCUUUAAGACUUCCCCCUAUCCUGUCAUCCUGUCAUUUGAAAACCACGUGGACUCUCCCCGCCAACAGGCUAAGAUGGCUGAGUACUGCCGGAUGAUAUUUGGGGACAUGCUGCUCACAGAGCCCCUGGAAAAGUUUCCACUGAAACCAGGCAUUCCCCUGCCCAGCCCUGAAGAUCUCAAGGGCAAGAUCCUCAUCAAGAACAAGAAGAACCAGUUUUCUGGCCCAGAAGACCCCAACAAGGAACCUGGUGGGGAGGCUGAGGGCGGCUGCCCGCCCAGUGCCCCUGCCAGUGGUGAGGACACAGUGUGGGCUGCUGAGGAAGGGACUGAGCUGGAGGAGGAGGCGGAAGAGGAGGAGGCGUUGGGAAGCCUGGAUGAAGAAGAGAUGAAGAAGUUGCAGUCGGAUGAGGGCACAGCGGGCCUGGAAGUGACGGCUUAUGAGGAAAUGUCCAGCCUAGUCAAUUACAUCCAGCCCACCAAGUUCAUUUCUUUCGAGCUCUCUGCCCAGAAGAAUCGAAGUUAUGUCAUCUCCUCCUUUACGGAACUCAAGGCUUAUGACCUGCUCUCCAAGGCCCCAGUGCAGUUUGUGGACUACAACAAGCGCCAGAUGAGCCGCAUUUACCCCAAGGGCACCCGCAUGGAUUCCUCCAACUACAUGCCCCAGAUGUUCUGGAAUACCGGAUGCCAAAUGGUUGCCCUCAACUUCCAGACGAUGGACCUGCCCAUGCAACAGAACAUGGCGCUGUUUGAGUUCAAUGGGCAGAGUGGCUACCUCCUCAAGCAUGAAUUCAUGCGCCGGCCGGAGAAGCAGUUCAAUCCCUUCUCGGUGGACCGCAUUGAUGUGGUGGUUGCCACCACCCUUUCCAUUAUGGUGAUCUCCGGGCAGUUCCUGUCAGAACGCAGUGUGCGCACCUAUGUGGAAGUGGAGUUGUUUGGCCUUCCUGGGGACCCUAAGAGGCGCUAUCGUACCAAGCUGUCACCCAGUACCAACUCCAUCAAUCCUGUCUGGAAUGAGGAGCCCUUUGUCUUUGAGAAGAUCCUGAUGCCGGAGCUGGCCUCCCUCAGGGUGGCUGUGAUGGAGGAAGGCGGCAAGUUCCUCGGACACCGCAUCAUCCCCAUCAAUGCCCUAAACUCUGGAUAUCAUCAUUUGUGCCUGCACAGUGAGAGCAACAUGCCCCUCACCAUGCCUGCGCUCUUUGUCUUUCUGGAGAUGAAGGACUAUGUACCCGAUACCUGGGCAGAUCUUACUGUGGCCCUCGCCAACCCUAUCAAGUUCUUCAGUGCCCAGGACAAGAAGUCUGUGAAGCUCAAGGAGGCCAUGGGAGGUCUACCCGAGAAGCCCUUCCCACCCGGAAAUCCAGUUGCUGGCCAGGUCAAUGGGGCCUCAGCCCCAACGAGCAACGGGUCAGCAGCAGCCGGAGCCAGAGCCAGGGAAGAGGCCACGAAAGAAACUUUGGAGCCGCGGACCGCCAGCCUGGAGGAGCUGAGGGAGCUGAAGAGCGUCGUGAAGCUGCAGCGGCGGCACGAGAAGGAGCUGCGGGAGCUGGAGCGUCGCGGCGCGCGGCGUUGGGAGGAGCUACUGCAGCGGGGCGCGGCGCAGCUGGCCGAGCUCCGGGCGCUGGGCGCGGGGGGCGGCGGGCGCCGCAGGCUCGGCCCGGGCAAGGGCUCCUGCAAGAAGAGAACCCUGCCCUGCGAGGAGAGCGCCGGGGCAGCGCUGGGCGAGGGCCCCGAGGGCGCGGAGGCGCGCGUGCGGGAGCUGAAGGACAGGCUGGAGCUGGAGCUGCUACAGCAGGGCGAGGAGCAGUACGAGUGCAUCCUGAAACGCAAGGAGCAGUACGCGGCUGAGCAAAUCGCCAUGAUGAUGGAGCUGGCCAGGGAGAAGCAGGCGGCAGAGCUGAAGGCCCUCAAGGAGAGCGCAGAGAUUGACACCAAAGAGAUGAAGAAAAAGCUGGAAGCCAAGAGGCUGGAGCGGAUCCAGGCCAUGACCAAAGCCACCACAGACAAGAUGGCUCACGAGAGGUUGAAGAGAGAGAUUAACAACUCCCACAUCCAGGAAGUGGUUCAGAUCAUCAAGCAGAUGACGGAGAACCUGGAGAGGCACCAGGAGAAGUUGGAGGAAAAGCAGGCGGCCUGCCUGGAACAGAUCCGGGAGAUGGAAAAGCAGUUCCAGCAGGAGGCGCUGGCAGAGUAUGAGGCCAGGAUGAAAGGCCUGGAGGCCGAGGUGAAGGUGUCAGUGAGGGCCUGCUUCCCCUCCGAGGCCAAGGACAAGCCCGAGAGAGCCUGCAAGGCCCCUGGGGAGCUGUGUGAGCCGGACCCACUCGUACCAAACGCAGAUGCCCAGGAGAGCCGCCUCUGA